Molecule: messenger RNA, 837 nt
Organism: Aureobasidium melanogenum CBS 110374
Lineage: Eukaryota; Fungi; Ascomycota; Dothideomycetes; Dothideales; Saccotheciaceae
Exons: 1
Coding region: 1-837 (278 amino acids)
Source: RefSeq, a predicted model, not a curated record
AUGGAAGGGCAAAUUGAACAAUCAAAGAUCAUGCAGGACAUCGCAGCCUUGGAACAAGACAACCUUGCACAAUUUCUUGUGGAGGCCUACAAGUUGAUUGCGCAAUGUUACAAUCGCGAAGAAGAUGAACAGUGCAUCGAAGGAUGCCAUUAUCUGCUCAGCACAUAUCGGGUCUCGCGUUUCUUCUCAAUGAAAUUAUACGCACUCAUUAGCAUGUCAUCCGAAGACUGGCAUGACGCCGAGCACUAUCGCGAGCGCGCGGAGCGUCUUUACACCACCUUGAUUAAUGAGUUGCCUGAGGACGCAGAGCCGGGUCAGGAUUUUGUCAGCAUGCGGAACGAUUUGGACGAACUUGCGCAGUGCCAACUAGUGAACAAGCCAGACGUUGACGAAGACGAGGACGAUGAUGACGAGGACGAUCAAUACCCUGAACCAUACCCACAGAGUCUAGUGGUGCCCGACCUCGUCGCCAUAGUCGGCAGAGAUGGUACACAGGAAGAAUAUCAGCGUGUCCAAUACCUCAUCGAAGACUGUGAAGACGGCGACGAGAUCUACGACAAGAGAGAAUUUACUGCAUAUGCAGACGCACUUCAGCGAAUCCUUGACAGCAGCAACGUUCCUGCUCUCCUCGCUCUGAGAUUGUGCAUUCUCAUCUCAUCUAAUGUACCUGAUCGAAAAUUAGCCAAGGUCAACUUGGAGAUAGCUGAAAUACUUUGGGAGGAGCAGAGAGACGAGUGGGAAUCUCAAAUGCCGCCCGAUGUCGACACUUUUAUGCAAGCUGCGCGCGACGCAUUGGACUUACUUGUCAAGAAACACCAGGGUGCCGCCGAGAGCUGA